AUGGAGCAAGAAAUGCCUGAUGUCCAAGCUGGAUUUCGAAAAGGGAGAGGCACAAGAGAUCUAAUUGCAGUUAUUCGCUGGCUACUUGAGUGUUCCAACGAAUUUCAGAAGAAGGAUGAUGAAGUGGUUCUGCAGUGUACCGCCACCAUCCACAAAGAACAACAGAAACUAUGUUUGGCAGCAGAAGGAUUUGGCAACAGACUUUGUUUCUUGGAGUCCACUUCGAAUUCCAAGAAUGUCCCCCCAGACCUCUCCAUCUGCACCUUUGUGCUGGAACAGUCCCUCUCCGUCCGGGCCCUGCAGGAGAUGCUGGCUAACACAGUGGAGAAGUCAGAAGGGCAAGUUGAUGUGGAAAAAUGGAAAUUCAUGAUGAAGACUGCUCAGGGUGGUAGUCAUCGAACACUCCUCUAUGGACAUGCCAUAUUGCUACGCCAUUCCUACAGUGGCAUGUAUCUGUGCUGCCUGUCCACGUCCCGGUCUUCUACUGAUAAAUUGGCUUUUGAUGCUGGCUUACAAGAGGACACAACAGGUGAGGCAUGUUGGUGGACCAUACAUCCUGCCUCCAAGCAGCGAUCAGAAGGAGAAAAAGUACGAGUUGGAGAUGACCUCAUCUUAGUUAGCGUGUCCUCUGAAAGGUACUUGCACUUGUCCUACGGCAACGGCAGCUUACACGUGGAUGCUGCCUUCCAGCAGACUCUCUGGAGCGUGGCCCCCAUCAGCUCCGGAAGUGAAGCAGCCCAAGGGUAUCUGAUUGGUGGUGACGUCCUCAGGUUGCUGCACGGACACAUGGACGAAUGCCUCACUGUCCCCUCAGGAGAACAUGGUGAAGAGCAGCGGAGAACUGUUCAUUAUGAAGGUGGUGCUGUAUCUGUUCAUGCACGUUCCCUGUGGAGACUAGAGACACUAAGAGUUGCGUGGAGUGGAAGCCACAUAAGAUGGGGCCAGCCCUUCCGACUACGCCACGUCACAACAGGAAAGUACUUGAGUCUCAUGGAAGACAAAAGCCUUCUGCUCAUGGACAAAGAAAAAGCUGAUGUAAAAUCAACAGCAUUUACCUUCCGAUCUUCCAAGGAAAAAUUGGACGUAGGGGUGAGAAAAGAAGUCGAUGGCAUGGGAACAUCUGAAAUAAAAUAUGGAGACUCAGUAUGCUACAUACAACAUGUAAAUACAGGCCUGUGGCUAACUUACCAGUCUGUGGAUGUGAAAUCUGUGAGAAUGGGAUCCAUACAACGUAAGGCUAUUAUGCAUCAUGAAGGCCACAUGGAUGAUGGUUUAAAUUUAUCUAGAUCUCAGCAUGAAGAGUCACGGACAGCACGAGUCAUCCGGAGCACAGUCUUUCUUUUUAAUAGAUUUAUAAGGGGCCUUGAUGCUCUCAGCAAAAAAGCGAAGCCUUCCACAGUCGACUUACCUAUAGAGUCCGUAAGUCUGAGCCUGCAGGACCUGAUUGGCUACUUCCACCCACCAGAUGAGCAUUUAGAGCACGAAGACAAGCAGAACCGAUUGCGAGCUCUGAAGAAUCGGCAGAAUCUCUUCCAGGAAGAGGGAAUGAUCAACCUCGUGCUCGAGUGCAUAGACAGGCUGCACGUCUACAGCAGCGCGGCACACUUCGCAGAUGUCGCUGGGAGAGAAGCUGGGGAAUCCUGGAAAUCGAUUCUGAAUUCUCUGUAUGAGUUGCUGGCGGCUCUAAUUAGAGGAAAUCGUAAAAACUGUGCUCAAUUUUCUGGCUCCCUUGACUGGUUGAUCAGCCGACUGGAAAGACUGGAAGCUUCUUCUGGUAUUCUUGAAGUUUUACACUGUGUGUUAGUAGAAAGUCCAGAAGCUCUAAAUAUUAUUAAAGAAGGACAUAUUAAAUCCAUUAUCUCACUUUUAGACAAGCAUGGAAGAAAUCACAAAGUUCUGGAUGUCUUAUGCUCCCUCUGUGUUUGCCAUGGAGUAGCAGUCCGUUCUAACCAGCAUCUCAUCUGUGACAAUCUCCUGCCAGGAAGAGAUCUGUUAUUGCAGACACGCCUUGUGAACCAUGUCAGCAGCAUGAGACCCAAUAUUUUCCUGGGCGUCAGUGAAGGGUCUGCUCAGUAUAAGAAAUGGUACUAUGAAUUGAUGGUGGACCACACGGAGCCUUUUGUGACAGCUGAAGCGACUCACCUACGAGUGGGCUGGGCUUCCACGGAAGGGUAUUCUCCCUACCCUGGAGGGGGUGAAGAGUGGGGUGGAAAUGGUGUUGGAGACGACCUCUUUUCCUAUGGAUUUGAUGGCCUUCAUCUCUGGUCGGGUUGUAUUGCUCGUACUGUAAGCUCACCAAACCAACAUCUGUUGAGAACUGAUGAUGUCAUCAGUUGCUGUUUAGAUCUAAGUGCCCCAAGCAUCUCAUUCCGAAUUAACGGACAACCUGUGCAAGGAAUGUUUGAGAAUUUCAACAUUGAUGGCCUCUUCUUUCCAGUUGUUAGUUUCUCUGCAGGAAUAAAGGUACGCUUUCUGCUUGGGGGGAGACAUGGAGAAUUUAAAUUUCUUCCUCCACCUGGGUAUGCUCCUUGUUAUGAAGCUGUUCUGCCAAAAGAAAAGUUGAAAGUGGAACACAGCCGAGAGUACAAGCAAGAAAGAACGUACACACGGGACCUCCUGGGCCCCACAGUUUCCCUGACACAAGCCGCCUUCACACCGAUCCCUGUGGACACCAGCCAGAUCGUGUUGCCUCCUCACCUGGAGAGGAUAAGAGAAAAACUGGCAGAGAAUAUCCAUGAACUCUGGGUUAUGAAUAAAAUUGAACUUGGCUGGCAGUAUGGUCCGGUUAGAGAUGACAAUAAGAGACAACACCCGUGUCUGGUGGAGUUCUCCAAGCUGCCUGAGCAGGAACGGAAUUACAACUUACAGAUGUCGCUUGAGACCCUGAAGACUUUGUUGGCCUUAGGAUGUCAUGUGGGUAUAUCAGAUGAACAUGCGGAAGAAAAGGUGAAAAAAAUGAAGCUACCCAAGAAUUACCAGCUGACAAGUGGAUACAAGCCUGCCCCAAUGGACCUGAGCUUUAUCAAACUCACCCCGUCUCAGGAAGCGAUGGUGGACAAGCUGGCAGAAAAUGCUCAUAAUGUGUGGGCCCGGGAUCGAAUCCGGCAAGGCUGGACUUACGGCAUCCAGCAGGAUGUAAAGAACAGAAGAAACCCUCGCCUUGUUCCCUACGCCCUUCUAGAUGACCGAACCAAGAAGUCAAACAAGGACAGCCUCCGUGAGGCCGUGCGCACGCUGCUGGGGUAUGGCUACAACCUGGAGGCGCCAGAUCAAGACCAUGCGGCCAGAGCUGACAUGUGUAGCGGCACAGGAGAAAGGUUCCGAAUCUUCCGAGCUGAGAAAACCUAUGCUGUGAAGGCAGGAAGAUGGUAUUUCGAAUUCGAGGCUGUCACUGCUGGAGACAUGAGAGUUGGUUGGAGCAGACCAGGCUGUCAACCUGAUCAGGAACUUGGCUCAGAUGAACGUGCCUUUGCUUUUGAUGGCUUCAAGGCUCAACGGUGGCACCAGGGCAAUGAGCACUAUGGGCGCUCUUGGCAAGCAGGCGAUGUUGUGGGGUGUAUGGUUGACAUGACAGAACAUACCAUGAUGUUCACACUGAAUGGCGAAAUCCUUCUUGAUGAUUCGGGUUCAGAACUUGCUUUCAAGGACUUUGAUGUUGGUGAUGGAUUCAUACCUGUAUGUAGCCUUGGUGUGGCUCAAGUAGGCAGGAUGAACUUUGGAAAGGAUGUCAGCACCUUGAAAUAUUUCACCAUCUGUGGCUUACAAGAGGGCUAUGAACCAUUUGCUGUUAAUACAAACAGGGAUAUUACCAUGUGGCUAAGCAAGAGGCUGCCUCAAUUUCUCCAAGUUCCAUCAAACCAUGAGCACAUUGAGGUGACCAGGAUAGAUGGCACCAUAGACAGCUCCCCAUGUUUGAAGGUCACCCAGAAAUCCUUUGGUUCUCAGAACAGCAGCACUGAUAUCAUGUUUUAUCGCCUGAGCAUGCCAAUCGAGUGUGCAGAGGUCUUCUCCAAGACUCCGGCGGGAGGGAUCCCCGGUGCCGGCCUCUUCGGUCCCAAGAAUGAUUUGGAGGAUUAUGAUGCAGAUUCUGACUUUGAGGUUCUAAUGAAGACAGCUCAUGGCCAUCUGGUGCCCGAUCGUGUUGACAAAGACAAAGAGGCUACAAAACCAGAGUUUAAUAACCACAAAGAUUAUGCUCAGGAAAAGCCCUCUCGUCUGAAACAAAGAUUUUUGCUUAGAAGAACAAAGCCAGAUUAUAGCACAAGCCAUUCUGCAAGACUCACUGAAGAUGUCCUUGCGGAUGAUCGAGAUGACUAUGAGUACUUGAUGCAAACGUCCACGUACUAUUACUCAGUGAGAAUCUUUCCUGGACAAGAACCUGCUAACGUCUGGGUGGGCUGGAUUACCUCCGAUUUCCAUCAGUAUGAUACAGGCUUUGACUUGGACAGAGUUCGUACAGUAACCGUUACUCUAGGAGAUGAAAAAGGAAAAGUGCAUGAAAGCAUCAAGCGCAGCAACUGCUAUAUGGUGUGUGCGGGUGAGAGCAUGAGCCCCGGGCAAGGCCGCAAUAAUAACGGACUGGAGAUCGGCUGUGUGGUGGACGCUGCCAGCGGGCUGCUCACAUUCACUGCCAAUGGCAAAGAAUUGAGCACAUACUACCAGGUGGAGCCAAGUACAAAAUUAUUUCCUGCAGUUUUUGCGCAAGCUACAAGUCCCAAUGUUUUUCAGUUUGAAUUGGGAAGAAUAAAGAAUGUGAUGCCUCUCUCCGCGGGACUAUUCAAGAGUGAGCACAAAAACCCAGUGCCGCAGUGCCCCCCACGUCUCCACGUACAAUUUCUAUCACAUGUCCUGUGGAGCAGAAUGCCCAACCAAUUCUUGAAGGUAGAUGUCUCUCGAAUAAGUGAACGCCAAGGCUGGCUGGUGCAGUGUUUGGAUCCUCUUCAGUUCAUGUCUCUUCAUAUCCCAGAGGAGAACAGGUCUGUCGACAUAUUAGAAUUGACAGAGCAGGAAGAGCUGCUGAAAUUCCACUAUCACACCCUCCGGCUCUACUCUGCUGUCUGUGCUCUUGGGAACCACCGGGUGGCCCACGCCCUGUGCAGCCACGUGGAUGAACCUCAGCUCCUCUAUGCCAUCGAAAACAAGUACAUGCCCGGUUUGCUGCGUGCUGGCUACUAUGACCUGCUGAUUGACAUCCACCUUAGCUCCUAUGCCACUGCCAGGCUCAUGAUGAACAGUGAGUUCAUCGUGCCCAUGACGGAGGAAACAAAGAGCAUCACCCUUUUCCCUGAUGAGAACAAAAAGCAUGGCCUCCCAGGAAUUGGCCUCAGCACCUCCCUCAGGCCACGGAUGCAAUUUUCUUCCCCCAGUUUUGUAAGCAUUAAUAAUGAAUGUUACCAGUACAGUCCCGAGUUCCCGCUGGACAUCCUAAAGGCCAAAACCAUACAGAUGCUGACAGAAGCUGUUAAACAGGGCAGCCUUCAUGCCCGGGACCCAGUUGGGGGAACCACUGAAUUCCUCUUUGUACCUCUCAUCAAGCUUUUCUAUACCCUGCUCAUCAUGGGGAUCUUCCACAACGAGGACUUGAAACACAUCUUACAGUUGAUUGAGCCCAGUGUGUUCAAGGAAGCUGCCUCUCCAGAGGAAGAGAGUGAAGCGCUUGAGAAAGAGCCCUGUGCAGAAGACUCAAAGCUGGAAGGAGCUGGUGAAGAAGAAGCCAAAGGGGGCAAGAGGCCCAAGGAAGGCCUGCUCCAAAUGAAGCUGCCUGAGCCAGUUAAAUUGCAGAUGUGCCUGCUACUUCAAUACCUCUGUGACUGCCAGGUCCGACACCGGAUAGAAGCCAUUGUGGCCUUUUCAGAUGACUUUGUAGCUAAGCUCCAAGACAAUCAACGCUUCCGAUAUAAUGAAGUUAUGCAAGCCUUAAACAUGUCGGCAGCACUCACGGCCAGGAAAACAAAGGAAUUUAGGUCACCACCUCAAGAACAGCUUGGUCAGAUUCGUUCUCUGCUGAGUGUGAGAAUGGGCAAAGAAGAAGAGAAGCUUAUGAUUCGUGGAUUAGGGGAUAUCAUGAAUAAUAAAGUGUUCUACCAGCACCCUAAUCUCAUGAGGGCACUUGGCAUGCAUGAGACAGUGAUGGAGGUCAUGGUGAACGUCCUUGGAGGUGGGGAGUCCAAGGAAAUCACUUUUCCCAAGAUGGUGGCCAACUGUUGCCGGUUUCUCUGCUACUUCUGUCGCAUCAGUAGGCAGAAUCAAAAAGCUAUGUUUGAUCAUCUCAGUUAUUUGUUGGAAAACAGCAGCGUUGGUCUCGCCUCGCCGGCUAUGAGAGGUUCCACACCGUUGGAUGUGGCAGCAGCCUCGGUGAUGGAUAAUAACGAACUAGCCUUAGCUUUGCGUGAGCCAGAUCUGGAAAAGGUAGUUCGAUAUUUGGCUGGUUGUGGACUGCAAAGCUGCCAGAUGCUGGUGUCUAAGGGUUAUCCCGACAUUGGGUGGAAUCCAGUUGAAGGAGAGAGAUAUCUUGACUUUCUCAGAUUUGCUGUCUUCUGUAAUGGGGAGAGUGUGGAAGAGAAUGCAAAUGUUGUGGUGAGACUGCUCAUCCGGAGGCCUGAGUGUUUUGGUCCUGCUUUGAGAGGGGAAGGUGGAAAUGGACUUCUUGCAGUCAUGGAAGAGGCCAUAAAAAUAGCUGAGGAUCCCUCCCGAGACGGUCCCUCACCAACUAGCGGAUCCAGUAAAACCCCUGAUACAGAAGAGGAGGAAGAUGACACUAUCCACAUGGGGAAUGCCAUCAUGACCUUUUAUUCAGCCUUGAUUGACCUUUUAGGACGCUGUGCUCCUGAAAUGCAUUUGAUUCAUGCUGGUAAAGGAGAAGCCAUCAGAAUCAGGUCUAUUUUGAGAUCCCUAAUUCCACUGGGAGAUUUGGUGGGAGUAAUCAGCAUCGCUUUUCAGAUGCCAACAAUAGCCAAAGAUGGGAAUGUGGUGGAGCCUGACAUGUCUGCGGGGUUUUGCCCAGAUCACAAGGCAGCCAUGGUUUUGUUCCUUGACAGGGUCUAUGGAAUUGAGGUUCAAGAUUUCCUCCUCCAUCUUCUAGAGGUUGGCUUUCUGCCAGAUCUCCGGGCUGCCGCUUCUUUAGAUACGGCUGCUUUGAGUGCUACAGACAUGGCCUUGGCCCUCAAUCGGUACCUUUGCACAGCCGUGUUGCCUUUGUUAACGAGAUGUGCUCCUCUUUUUGCUGGCACAGAGCACCAUGCUUCCCUCAUUGACUCGUUACUUCAUACUGUGUAUAGACUUUCUAAGGGCUGCUCACUUACCAAAGCUCAACGUGAUUCCAUAGAAGUUUGUUUACUCUCUAUUUGUGGCCAAUUGAGACCUUCUAUGAUGCAGCACUUACUCAGAAGAUUAGUAUUUGAUGUCCCGUUAUUAAAUGAACACGCAAAGAUGCCUCUUAAGCUGCUGACAAAUCAUUAUGAAAGAUGCUGGAAAUAUUACUGCCUGCCUGGAGGAUGGGGGAACUUUGGAGCUGCCUCGGAAGAAGAGCUUCAUUUAUCAAGAAAGUUGUUCUGGGGCAUUUUUGACGCCCUUUCUCAAAAGAAAUAUGAGCAAGAACUUUUCAAACUGGCACUGCCUUGCCUGAGCGCAGUUGCGGGAGCUUUGCCUCCAGACUACAUGGAGUCAAAUUAUGUCAGUAUGAUGGAAAAACAGUCAUCAAUGGAUUCUGAAGGGAACUUUAACCCACAACCUGUUGAUACCUCAAAUAUUACAAUUCCUGAGAAGUUGGAAUACUUCAUUAACAAAUAUGCAGAACAUUCCCAUGACAGAUGGUCAAUGGACAAGUUGGCAAAUGGAUGGAUUUAUGGAGAAAUAUAUUCAGACUCAUCUAAAGUUCAACCAUUAAUGAAGCCAUAUAAACUAUUAUCUGAAAAGGAAAAAGAAAUUUAUCGCUGGCCAAUCAAAGAAUCUUUAAAAACGAUGCUGGCUUGGGGUUGGAGAAUUGAAAGAACACGGGAGGGAGACAGCAUGGCCCUUUAUAACCGGACUCGUCGUAUUUCUCAGACAAGCCAGGUUUCUAUAGAUGCUGCCCAUGGUUAUAGCCCCCGAGCCAUUGACAUGAGCAAUGUCACGCUAUCCAGAGACUUGCAUGCUAUGGCAGAAAUGAUGGCCGAAAACUACCAUAAUAUAUGGGCAAAGAAAAAGAAACUGGAACUGGAGUCCAAAGGAGGUGGAAACCACCCCCUGCUGGUACCCUAUGAUACACUGACAGCCAAAGAGAAAGCCAAGGACAGGGAAAAAGCACAGGACAUCCUCAAGUUCUUGCAGAUCAAUGGAUAUGCUGUAUCCAGAGGAUUCAAGGACCUGGAAUUGGACACACCUUCUAUCGAGAAACGAUUUGCCUAUAGUUUCCUUCAGCAGCUCAUUCGCUAUGUGGAUGAAGCUCAUCAGUAUAUCCUGGAGUUUGAUGGUGGCAGCAGAAGCAAAGGAGAACAUUUCCCUUAUGAACAAGAAAUCAAGUUCUUUGCUAAAGUCGUUCUUCCUUUAAUUGAUCAAUAUUUCAAAAACCAUCGUUUAUACUUCUUAUCUGCAGCAAGCAGACCUCUCUGUUCUGGAGGACAUGCAUCAAACAAAGAGAAAGAAAUGGUGACUAGCCUAUUCUGCAAACUUGGAGUUCUUGUCAGGCAUAGGAUUUCACUAUUUGGAAAUGAUGCAACAUCAAUUGUCAACUGUCUUCAUAUUUUGGGUCAGACUUUGGAUGCAAGAACUGUAAUGAAGACUGGCCUGGAGAGUGUUAAAAGUGCACUCAGAGCUUUUCUGGACAAUGCUGCAGAGGAUCUGGAGAAGACGAUGGAGAAUCUUAAGCAGGGCCAGUUCACCCACACCCGAAACCAACCCAAAGGUGUUACUCAGAUUAUCAAUUAUACCACGGUGGCACUGUUACCAAUGCUGUCAUCAUUAUUUGAGCAUAUUGGCCAGCAUCAGUUCGGAGAAGAUCUAAUAUUGGAAGAUGUACAGGUGUCAUGUUAUAGAAUUCUGACUAGCUUAUAUGCUUUGGGAACCAGCAAGAGUAUUUAUGUGGAAAGGCAACGUUCUGCAUUAGGAGAGUGUCUGGCUGCCUUUGCUGGUGCCUUUCCUGUAGCAUUUUUGGAAACUCAUCUCGACAAACAUAAUAUUUACUCUAUCUACAACACUAAGUCUUCACGAGAAAGAGCAGCUCUCAGUUUGCCAACUAAUGUGGAAGAUGUUUGUCCAAAUAUACCAUCUUUGGAGAAACUCAUGGAAGAAAUCGUAGAGUUAGCCGAGUCUGGUAUUCGCUACACGCAAAUGCCGCAUGUCAUGGAAGUCAUACUGCCCAUGCUUUGUAGCUACAUGUCUCGUUGGUGGGAGCACGGACCUGAAAACAAUCCAGAAAGGGCUGAAAUGUGCUGUACAGCUCUGAACUCAGAGCACAUGAACACACUUCUGGGGAAUAUAUUGAAAAUCAUAUAUAAUAACUUGGGAAUUGAUGAGGGAGCCUGGAUGAAGAGAUUAGCAGUAUUUUCCCAGCCUAUUAUAAAUAAAGUGAAACCUCAGCUCUUGAAAACUCAUUUCUUGCCAUUAAUGGAGAAACUCAAGAAAAAGGCAGCAAUGGUGGUAUCUGAGGAAGACCAUCUGAAAGCCGAGGCCAGGGGGGAUAUGUCCGAGGCUGAACUACUCAUUCUAGAUGAGUUCACUACUCUGGCCAGAGAUCUCUAUGCCUUCUACCCACUCUUGAUUAGAUUUGUGGACUAUAACAGGGCAAAGUGGCUAAAAGAGCCUAACCCAGAAGCAGAGGACCUUUUCCGCAUGGUGGCCGAAGUGUUUAUCUACUGGUCAAAAUCCCACAAUUUCAAAAGAGAAGAGCAGAACUUCGUGGUACAGAAUGAAAUCAACAAUAUGUCUUUCCUUAUUACUGAUACCAAAUCAAAGAUGUCAAAGGCAGCUGUUUCUGAUCAGGAAAGGAAGAAAAUGAAGCGCAAAGGAGAUCGAUAUUCCAUGCAGACCUCUCUUAUUGUAGCAGCGCUGAAGCGAUUACUGCCCAUUGGGUUGAACAUUUGUGCCCCUGGGGACCAGGAGCUCAUUGCUCUGGCCAAAAAUCGAUUUAGUAUGAAAGACACUGAGGAUGAAGUACGAGAUAUAAUCCGCAAUAAUAUUCAUUUACAAGGCAAGUUGGAGGAUCCUGCUAUUAGAUGGCAAAUGGCUCUUUACAAAGACUUACCAAACAGGACUGAAGAUACUUCAGAUCCUGAGAAGACAGUAGAAAGAGUAUUGGAUAUAGCAAAUGUGCUUUUUCAUCUUGAACAGAAAUCUACAUGUAUGCGCCGGAGAUAUUACAAUCCGGUGGAACAUCCUCAGAGAUCUAAAAAGGCUGUAUGGCACAAGCUGCUCUCUAAGCAAAGGAAAAGGGCAGUGGUAGCCUGCUUCCGAAUGGCUCCUUUGUAUAAUCUGCCAAGGCAUCGGGCUGUCAAUCUCUUUCUUCAAGGAUAUGAAAAGUCUUGGAUUGAAACGGAAGAACAUUACUUUGAAGACAAGUUGAUAGAAGAUUUAGCAAAACCUGGAGCAGAACCUCCAGAAGAAGAUGAAGGCACUAAGAGAGUUGAUCCUCUACAUCAGCUGAUCCUUCUGUUUAGUCGAACAGCUUUAACAGAGAAAUGCAAACUGGAGGAAGAUUUUUUAUAUAUGGCUUAUGCAGAUAUUAUGGCAAAGAGUUGUCAUGAUGAGGAAGAUGAUGAUGGUGAAGAGGAAGUGAAGAGUUUUGAAGUCACAGGAUCCCAACGCAGCAAGGAAAAAGAAAUGGAAAAGCAAAAGCUUCUAUACCAACAAGCCAGGCUCCAUGACCGCGGUGCUGCCGAGAUGGUGCUGCAGACCAUCAGUGCCAGCAAAGGUGAAACUGGACCAAUGGUAGCUGCUACUUUGAAGCUUGGAAUUGCUAUCUUAAAUGGUGGGAACUCUACAGUACAGCAGAAAAUGCUUGACUACCUCAAGGAGAAAAAGGACGUGGGCUUCUUUCAGAGCCUUGCUGGCCUGAUGCAGUCAUGUAGCGUCCUUGACCUAAAUGCAUUUGAGCGACAAAACAAAGCUGAAGGACUUGGAAUGGUGACAGAGGAAGGAUCAGGAGAAAAGGUUCUGCAGGAUGACGAGUUCACCUGUGACCUCUUCCGCUUCCUGCAGCUGCUUUGUGAGGGACACAACUCAGAUUUUCAGAAUUAUCUGAGAACUCAGACUGGCAAUAAUACGACUGUCAACAUAAUCAUCUCGACUGUAGACUACCUACUGAGGGUGCAGGAAUCAAUUAGUGAUUUCUAUUGGUAUUACUCUGGGAAAGAUGUUAUUGAUGAACAAGGACAACGGAAUUUCUCCAAAGCAAUUCAAGUAGCAAAACAAGUCUUUAACACUCUCACAGAGUAUAUUCAGGGUCCUUGCACUGGCAAUCAGCAGAGUUUGGCCCACAGCAGGCUAUGGGAUGCAGUGGUGGGUUUUCUUCAUGUAUUUGCCCACAUGCAGAUGAAGCUGUCUCAGGAUUCCAGUCAAAUUGAGCUAUUAAAAGAAUUAAUGGAUCUUCAGAAGGAUAUGGUGGUCAUGUUGCUGUCCAUGUUAGAAGGUAAUGUUGUUAAUGGAACCAUCGGCAAGCAGAUGGUUGAUAUGCUUGUGGAAUCCUCCAACAACGUGGAGAUGAUUCUCAAAUUUUUUGACAUGUUCUUAAAACUAAAGGAUUUGACAUCUUCUGAUACAUUUAAAGAAUAUGACCCUGAUGGCAAAGGAGUCAUUUCCAAGAGGGACUUCCAUAAAGCAAUGGAGAGCCAUAAGCACUACACUCAAUCAGAAACCGAGUUUCUUCUGUCCUGCGCAGAGACAGAUGAAAAUGAAACCCUUGACUAUGAAGAAUUUGUCAAACGGUUCCACGAACCUGCAAAGGACAUCGGCUUCAACGUUGCUGUUCUUCUGACCAAUCUUUCUGAACACAUGCCCAAUGAUACUCGACUGCAGACUUUCCUGGAAUUAGCAGAGAGUGUGCUGAAUUACUUCCAGCCCUUCCUGGGCCGCAUCGAGAUCAUGGGCAGUGCCAAACGCAUUGAGAGGGUUUAUUUUGAAAUCAGUGAGUCCAGCCGAACCCAGUGGGAGAAGCCCCAGGUCAAGGAGUCCAAGAGGCAGUUCAUAUUUGAUGUGGUCAACGAAGGGGGAGAGAAAGAGAAGAUGGAACUCUUUGUCAACUUCUGUGAGGACACCAUAUUUGAAAUGCAGCUCGCGGCUCAGAUCUCAGAGUCAGAUUUAAAUGAGAGAUCAGCGAAUAAAGAAGAAAGUGAGAAGGAGAAGCCCGAAGAGCAGGGUCCAAAAAUGGGUUUCUUUUCCAUUCUGACAGUCAAGUCGGCCCUGUUUGCUCUCAGGUAUAAUAUCUUGACCCUGAUGCGCAUGCUCAGCCUAAAGAGCCUGAAGAAACAGAUGAAGAAAGUGAAGAAGAUGACUGUGAAGGACAUGGUCACAGCCUUCUUUUCAUCCUACUGGAGUAUUUUUAUGAGCCUCUUGCACUUUGUGGCCAGCGUUUUCAGAGGCUUUUCCCGCAUCAUCUGUAGCCUGCUGCUGGGAGGAAGCCUGGUAGAAGGCGCGAAGAAGAUCAAAGUGGCAGAGCUCUUAGCCAACAUGCCAGACCCCACUCAGGACGAGGUGAGAGGAGAUGGAGAGGAGGGGGAGAGGAAACCCAUGGAAACAGCCCUGGCCUCGGAAGAUCUCACAGAUUUAAAGGAACUGACAGAGGAAAGUGACCUUCUUUCGGACAUAUUUGGCUUGGAUCUGAAGAGAGAAGGAGGACAGUACAAACUCAUUCCUCACAAUCCAAAUGCUGGCCUCAGCGACCUCAUGAGCAACCCAGUCCCCAUUCCCGAGGUGCAAGAGAAAUUUCAGGAACAGAAGGCAAAAGAAGAAGAAAAGGAAGAAAAAGAAGAAAACAAAUCCGAACCUGAAAAAGCUGAGGGAGAAGAUGGAGAAAAAGAAGAAAAAAACAAAGAAGACAAGGGUAAACAAAAAUUGAGGCAGCUCCACACACAUCGAUAUGGAGAGCCAGAAGUUCCUGAGUCAGCAUUCUGGAAGAAAAUCAUAGCUUAUCAACAGAAACUUCUAAACUAUUUUGCUCGCAACUUUUACAACAUGAGAAUGUUGGCCUUAUUUGUCGCAUUUGCAAUCAAUUUCAUCUUGCUUUUUUAUAAGGUCUCCACUUCUUCUGUGGUUGAAGGAAAGGAGCUCCCCACUCGCAGUUCAAGUGAAAAUGCCAGAGUUAGCAGCCUGGACAGCGGCUCGCCUCGAAUCAUCGCAGUUCACUAUGUUCUGGAGGAGAGCAGCGGCUACAUGGAGCCCACGUUGCGUAUCUUAGCUAUUCUCCACACAGUCAUUUCUUUCUUCUGCAUCAUAGGAUACUACUGCUUGAAAGUCCCAUUGGUUAUUUUUAAACGAGAAAAAGAAGUAGCUCGAAAAUUGGAAUUUGAUGGGCUUUAUAUUACAGAACAGCCUUCUGAAGAUGAUAUUAAAGGCCAGUGGGAUAGACUGGUAAUCAACACACAGUCGUUUCCCAACAACUACUGGGACAAAUUUGUUAAAAGAAAGGUUAUGGAUAAAUACGGGGAGUUCUAUGGCCGAGAUAGAAUCAGCGAGUUACUUGGCAUGGACAAAGCUGCUCUGGACUUCAGUGACGCCCGGGAAAAGAAGAAGCCAAAGAAAGACAGCUCCCUAUCAGCUGUACUGAACUCUAUUGAUGUGAAGUAUCAGAUGUGGAAACUAGGAGUCGUUUUCACUGACAACUCCUUCCUCUACCUCGCCUGGUAUAUGACUAUGUCCAUUCUUGGACACUAUAACAACUUUUUUUUUGCUGCUCAUCUUCUUGACAUUGCUAUGGGAUUCAAGACGUUAAGAACCAUCUUGUCAUCAGUAACUCACAAUGGCAAACAGCUUGUGUUAACUGUCGGCUUAUUAGCUGUCGUCGUGUACCUAUAUACUGUUGUAGCGUUCAACUUCUUCCGAAAAUUCUACAAUAAAAGUGAAGAUGGUGAUACGCCAGAUAUGAAAUGUGAUGACAUGCUAACGUGCUAUAUGUUCCACAUGUAUGUUGGGGUACGUGCUGGAGGGGGUAUCGGUGAUGAAAUCGAAGACCCAGCAGGUGACGAAUAUGAGAUCUAUCGAAUCAUCUUUGACAUCACCUUCUUCUUCUUCGUAAUUGUCAUUCUCUUGGCCAUAAUACAAGGUUUAAUUAUUGACGCUUUUGGAGAACUAAGAGACCAACAGGAGCAAGUCAAAGAAGACAUGGAGACCAAAUGCUUCAUCUGUGGUAUAGGCAAUGAUUACUUCGACACAGUGCCACAUGGCUUUGAAACCCACACUUUACAGGAACACAACUUGGCCAAUUACCUGUUUUUUCUGAUGUAUCUCAUAAACAAAGAUGAAACAGAACACACAGGACAGGAAUCUUAUGUCUGGAAGAUGUAUCAAGAAAGAUGCUGGGAAUUUUUCCCAGCAGGAGAUUGCUUCCGGAAACAGUAUGAAGACCAGCUGAAUUAAGCUCCGACCCAGAUCACCUCCAAAAACCAAAACAUACACACUCUCUCUCUCUCUGUGUCUCUCUGACUCUGUCUCUCUCUCGCUGCUCUCUUGGAAACAUCUUGCUGAUUUUGUGAAUUGCCAGCAUUAUAUGCUUUCUGAGAGCAGUGAAGCUGUUUCUGAAGACCUGACUGUGUUUUCCCCCCUACCUUGUGUAUUUUCUUUGAGAAUAAAGACUGAAGAAUAAUCUAAAUUCAUACCCAGACAAAAUAGGAACUCUGGAAAGAAAACCAUUCCGGACACUCUCAAUCAUAACACAGACAGACAGAUUUCCUUCUGGGACUCCUGGAAGUCUCCCUGAGCUACGGGACAUGCACAGACAAGCCUGGCAGCCACACUCAUCCAGCCUCUUUAGUUCACCAUCCUGAAAGGAACCCUCUAAUGGUCACAGAGCACUGUAGCACUUAACAGAUUGCCGUGGACACCAGUUACGAAAGGAAAUAGUGCCUUACUCUAUGUGGGUUGAGCUAUGCAGAAGAUAUGUGCAUGAAAAAUCAUCUUCAUUUUCUUUGUGUCGACCUUUGUUUUUCUUAGAUUGAUUUUGUGAGGUUUUUUUCUUUUAUUCUUUUCUUUGAUGGGGGAGGGUAAGAAAAGCAGUUUGUGUGCACCAUUUUAAAAAGACGGGUGGCCUGUCUCAGGACGAGAGGAGGCUCUUCUCAUUCAGUUAAUUCACAUUGACCCUCCCCCUGCGCUCUUGCUGUUAUUUUGGUAAUGCUCUGAUGCAACAUUGCAACUUUAUGAAAUCUUUGUAUGAAAACAAAAAGACUGCAAAAAAUACACUUUCAAGAGAAAUAAUUCAUCGCAUGUUUAUUAUGCAAGUGUAAACAAACAAAGAAAACCUUCAGAAGCAAGUUGAUAAACGUGAGAGAACUUUCACGGUAAUUAUACUCAUAGUGAUAAAGUGUCGUGGGCUUAAUUGUAUCUUUGGAGCCAGUGUCAUCCACCAACGAUACAUUGUGAACUUGACAGUAGUUUUGGGUUUUCUCUUUCUUUCGGCCACCUGUGAUCGGUUGUGAUUAAGGACUUCUUGUCAGGCCAUUUUUUAAUCUCAACGCUGAAGCAAUAUCCAUUCAGGGAUUUCAUGAGUUGCAUCAAAAAACAGGGAUGAUGAUAUCGGUCACUCCAUCUUGAGUCCUUUUAAAUGUAACGCUAAUCUUUACAAAUAAAAAGACAGAUUCAGAAUGGAAGCAAGGUCAUUUUGCAAACAUUGGAGCUCUUUUAUUACAAGUCUGCUUGUUAAUUUUAGAAUUGUAAAACUGCUCUGAUUAAACUAUUUAACUAA
This is a messenger RNA of Ceratotherium simum simum (southern white rhinoceros), 15865 nucleotides long. The record is from RefSeq and is a predicted model, not a curated record. NCBI's taxonomy places the organism in Eukaryota, Metazoa, Chordata, Mammalia, Perissodactyla, Rhinocerotidae.